This is a messenger RNA of Spea bombifrons (plains spadefoot toad), 2264 nucleotides long. RefSeq names its product SKI family transcriptional corepressor 2 (gene SKOR2). Gene Ontology annotation, cellular component: nucleus; transcription regulator complex. The transcript is spliced from 8 exons. The record is from RefSeq and is a predicted model, not a curated record. Gene Ontology annotation, molecular function: RNA polymerase II cis-regulatory region sequence-specific DNA binding; DNA-binding transcription factor activity, RNA polymerase II-specific; SMAD binding. NCBI's taxonomy places the organism in Eukaryota, Metazoa, Chordata, Amphibia, Anura, Pelobatidae. Gene Ontology annotation, biological process: negative regulation of BMP signaling pathway; negative regulation of transcription by RNA polymerase II. The coding region runs from base 5 to 2173 and encodes 722 amino acids.
AGAAAUGGCUACUAGUCCACUACCAGUGACCAGUGACAUCUUGUUAGCGUCUCCCCCCAGUUCCUACCAGCAAGACUCUCUGGGCCAGUCUAGGUCCAACAGCUCGAGUAUGAAGCCAAACCAAGUCAGCCAGGUUAUACUCUAUGGUAUUCCCAUCGUGUCGCUGGUCAUUGAUGGUCAAGAGAGGUUGUGUCUUGCCCAGAUCUCCAAUACCCUCCUUAAGAACUACAGUUACAACGAGAUCCACAACCGAAGAGUAGCACUGGGUAUCACUUGCGUACAAUGCACUCCGGUCCAGUUGGAGAUAUUAAGGAGGGCAGGAGCUAUGCCAAUAUCUUCAAGAAGGUGUGGGAUGAUAACCAAGAGGGAAGCCGAGAGACUGUGCAAAUCCUUCCUGGGGGAGAACAGGCCCCCUAAACUUCCAGAUAACUUCGCAUUUGAUGUCACCCAUGAGUGCGCGUGGGGCUGCAGAGGAAAUUUCAUCCCAGCCAGGUAUAACAGUUCCCGGGCAAAAUGCAUCAAAUGCACCUACUGCAACAUGUACUUCUCACCAAAUAAAUUCAUCUUCCACUCCCACCGCACCCCAGAGGCGAAAUACACGCAGCCGGAUGCCGCUAACUUCAACUCGUGGAGAAGACACUUAAAGUUGUCCGAUAAGAGUCCUCCGGAAGAGAUGAUAUUUGCCUGGGAAGACGUGAAAGCCAUGUUCAACGGAGGGAGUCGCAAAAGAGCCUUAAGUCACGGACACUGCCAUACCCUUUCUAGUGUUAAGCCAUCCGGCGGGGUCCUGCCGCACAUGAUAGGGCAAGAUCUCAACCAGAAGAGGCCCAGGUUCGAGGAAGAGGAGGAGAUAGAACCUUCCAACAUUACCAACAAAACCCAACGCAGUUACCCUGUCAUUCCAGUCCCCAGCAAAGGGUUUGGCAUGUUGCAAAAGUUCCCCGCGAGCACCCUUUUUCCAAGCCCUUACACCUUCCCGGCAUUUGGCCUGUGUCAGAAAAAAGAUGACAAUGACUCGGUAAACGGCCAGAAGACAAGCGCGUUGUCGGGACUGUUCUGGCCUGGGAGAAAAGAUGCAUUUUACCCGCCUUUUUGUAUGUUCUGGCCACCGAGAACCCCUGGUGGUCUCCCCGUCCCUACGUAUCUCCAACCUCAACCCAGCGCCCUGACAUCCAUCACAGACAACCCAACACUGAGACAGGCCUUCCUCGAGCUGUCUGACCAAAGUGACGGCAGCAACGUCAGCAACACUGGCGACAACCUGUUUGAGACGGAAUGUUCCAGCUCUCCGGUGACCAAUGACAUCAGGCCACCGUCCGAAACCAGAGCCAACAUCUUGGACGCACCAGCGUUCCCCAUCAGAAAACAGAGCUACCAUUCGGCUUUCAGGCCGGUGGUGAAAGAUACAGAGAGCAUUGCUAAGCUCCAUGGGAACAUGGAGGACUUCACUUCAGACAGACACGUUUCUCCAGGAACCAGCUGUAGCUACCAAAGCGACAGCUCGGACGAGGAGCAAGAGGUGGACGUCGAGACGAACAAACAGCAAGACGAUGAAGAAGAAGACAGCCUCAGUAGUCAAUUUCUCCAAAGCAGAGGACUUACAGAAAACACAGAGAAAGCUUCCAAAGACAGAUCUCCCUUCCCCAGGAACGAGACGCACGGGGAGAGAGCCGAGAGCCUGGAAAAUCACCAUUCCACCCCAAAAGACUCGAGCAUCUGUCAUACAUCAUUGGAGGAGAUCUGCUACAAAGAUCCACAGAAAAGCAAAGAAGACAGCAGCCCCAGCUUAUCGAAAGAAGAUUCAUUCCAAGAUAAGAGCAAAGAGAUGCAUUUCUACAUAACGGAGUCGGAACCAUCCGGCGGCGAGUUCUGGCGGCAGAUCGCAGGAGAGGCCAGCCAAGAAAACAGCUCGCUGAAGAAAGAUGUUGGAAAUAUGGGAAAAGAAGAACUUCAGAAAGUUUUGUUUGAGCAAAUAGAUCUGAGGAGGCGACUGGAGCAGGAAUUUCAGGUUUUAAAGGGGACUCCGUCUUUUCCUGUUUUCAAUAAUUUUCAUGAUCAAAUGAAGCGGGAGCUGGCAUACAGGGAAGAAAUGGUUCAGCAGUUACAAAUUAUCCCAUAUGCAGCCAGUUUAAUAAGGAAAGAAAAACUUGGAACACAUCUCAGCAAGAGUUAAAAGAGCUGAGUCGACCUGGUGAAUAUUUUGUAAGAUGGAAAAAUAAAAAGACUUCAAUUUGUAUAAAGACAAAAGUCAGCAAAUAUGGUGG